This is a messenger RNA of Trichogramma pretiosum, 1590 nucleotides long. Its product is annotated as ankyrin-3-like. Gene Ontology annotation, molecular function: protein binding. The record is from RefSeq and is a predicted model, not a curated record. The transcript has a single exon. Bases 1 to 1590 code for a protein of 529 amino acids. NCBI's taxonomy places the organism in Eukaryota, Metazoa, Arthropoda, Insecta, Hymenoptera, Trichogrammatidae.
AUGAAGAGAUUCGUGCGAAAAAUCUUCAAUUCGAAAGAAAGUAAAGGAGAGCCAGAGGUCAAAACGCCACCAGAAUAUCUUUACGAAAAGUUCCAAGUGAUCAGCGACGAAGACAAUGAGUUCAGAUCAUCAGAUCUGUUGGACGCCUGCAGAACCGGCGACGAAGAUCUCGCCCGAAAAUGUCUCAAUCGAGGGGUGCACCCUGAUUGCUUUGCUCAAAGAACAGCUAAUUCACCGCUCCAUUUGGCACUGUAUUACCGACACAAGAUGAUAGUCCAAUUACUUCUGAGACACGACGCAAAUCCUAAUUGGGGUAACGUCGAAGGCUCAACUCCGCUUCACAUCAUCGCAGAGCUAAAGAACAAGGAAAAUGCCCAUAAAAAAUUGAUAGAUAUGUUCUUCGAGAUUUGCGACGAACAGAAACUCAAGUUGGAAAUCAAUGCCCAGGACAAAUUGGGUAGGACUCCGCUUUACACAGCUGUAGCCCAUGGAUGCAUCGAGUUCAUAGAGAUUCUGCUCGAAAGAGGGGCUGAUCCAAAUUUAGCUAGAAAGGGAAAGUUUAGCCCUCUGCACAAGCUCGUCAGCAGAUUCCCACAAAAUAAGAUCUUGUUCGAUCAGUUUUUAGAUAUAUGCGACAAGAAGCGUGUGGAGGUUCAAGUCGGCGCUCAAAAUUUAUUGGGCAACUCACCGCUUCACGAAGCUGUAUCUCGUGACCAGAGAGGCUUGAUCAAUUGUCUGCUGAAAAUGGGCGCUGAUCCAAAUCUUGCUAACAACGAAGGCUCGACAGCCCUGCAUAUUAUUUGCAGAAGAUGCAAAGCCAAUUUUAAAUACGAAGGUUUGUUGGCCUAUUUCUUCGAGAUCUGCGAAACAUUGAGCAUAAAGUUGCGGGUCGACGCCCAAGACAACCUGAAACGAACACCUCUUCAUUGGGCUAUGAUUAAUCUUUUGCCAUUCGAUGUUGAUAUACUCUUGGCUCGUGGCGCUGACUUGAAAAACUUUGUUUUUCCACGUGGGAGCGAUUUUCACGAGGGAUUGGAAUCGCUUCAGAAUACAGUUGUUCCGCCUAAACUUAAAGUGAUUUUGGCGUCUAGUAUGAUGACCAUCGUCCAGCUUCUAGAGCGCUGCGGGAGAAGAACAUUUAAACUGAGCCAAGGAAACGUAAAGACGAUAAUAGUGUUCUUCGCCACUUACGGAUUGUUCGAGAGCUCAACGCAGUGCCUCGAACGAUUGUGCGGGGACAAAAAAUUCGUUCGCUCGGCCGAAACGCUUAUGAUAAAGGAGAAUCUUUCGCUCUACGAUCUGAUCUGUAUGAAACCGAGCAAGGCGGCGCAGGAAGUCACGUGCCUAGAUUACUGGUACUUCUCAGGCACGAACAAAUUGUUGGAGCUCCCAACCUCAGAAGCUCAAGAGAUUUGUGCCCUCCACCUGUGCGAGAAAAUGUCAAGAGAAUUUUGUCGGCAAUUCGCUUGGUCACGUACUUGGCCGCUGAUGCGAAAUGGCCUGGAGACCAUUGUCGGUUCUAUGUUUACUGGAGACUUGAUUAACCUAGAGCUGUAUACCGUUAUCUUGGCGCCGUUAAAAAUUAACUAA